Molecule: messenger RNA, 975 nt
Organism: Mya arenaria
Lineage: Eukaryota; Metazoa; Mollusca; Bivalvia; Myida; Myidae
Product: anti-sigma-I factor RsgI2-like
Exons: 4
Coding region: 1-975 (324 amino acids)
Source: RefSeq, a predicted model, not a curated record
AUGUCUGCCCUGAUGUCAAUUGUUGUGGCGAAACAACAAGAGGAACAGAUCAGCGAGGAGGAGCUCCAGGAUAUUUUCAUCAGCUCAAAGGACACUCUCACCCAUGUGAAUAUAUAUGACCGUGCUGGACAAUUUGAAACGAUAUUCCAAGGAGAACUCAAAGUGGGCAGCUAUGUGUUCACAGAAAGCAUACCUGUACAUUAUGCAAUUCGUGUUGAAAAAGCUCAAAACAUUAGCAAGGACGCAAACAAAAAUGCCGACGACGACACCAACGAUGACGCUAACGAUGACGUCCAUGUCGAUGCCAACCGGCCAAAGACAAAUCUAACGACGACACCAAUAACCACACCAACGAUGACCACAACGUCGACGUCAACGGUAACGCAAACGAUGCCACCACAGAUGACGCCAACAUUGACUUUAACGAUGACGCUAACGACGACUCUAGCGAUGACCCCAACGAAGACUCUAGCGAUGACCCCAACGACGAUGCCAACGAUGACGCCAACGACGACGCUUAAUAUAACGCCAAUGACGAUGCUAACGAUGACGCCAACAAAAAUGCCAACGAUGACAUCAAAUGACGCCAACGACGAUGCCAGCCACGACGCCGAUGAUGACGACAUGCCAACGACGACGCCAAAUAUUACGCCAACGAAAAUGCCAACGAUGACAUCAAAUGACCCUAAAGACGAUGCCAACGACGCCGACGAUGACGCCAUCGACGACGCUAACGAUGACGACAACGACGAUGUCAAGACGACGCUAACGACGAAGCCAAGGACGAUGACGCCAACGAUGUCACCACAUAUGACGCCAACGACAACGCCAACGAUGACGCCACAGAUGACGCCAACAACGACUCAAGCGAAGACGCCAAUGGCGAUGCCAACGAUGAUGCAAACGAUGAUGCCAACGACGACGCGAACGAUGACGCCACAGAUGACGCCAACGAUAACGCCACGACGAGGCUAA